AUGUGGAACGACGAGGAUAACAACCCCUAUGGGGCAUUCGACCACCAUGAGUCCCGCCUGUCCGAUUCAUUGCACUCGGCCGCCCUAUCUCCCCCUUCUUUCGAGCAUGAUUCCACACCCCCAUCCAGCCACGACUCCAAUCUGGAUCCACCUGAUUAUAUCACCCAUCCGGAGGAUUUGAGUGAUCCCGAGGAAGCCGAUUAUGGAGCCGCAAGCCAACAGUACCCGCGGAAGAGUGUAUACGAUAGUCGCAUCGAGCAGAUCCUCUAUGAGAACCCGGAAAUGCCGAUUCUUAUUACGGAUGCCGGCAAGAAUCAUGAAGGAGGUGGAAGCUUUAUCGUCUACACUAUUCGAACUGCGGAUCUGGAAGUUCGUCGUCGGUAUUCGGAGUUCGCAUCAUUACGCCAAACGCUUGUGAAUCUGCAUCCCACCCUCGUUGUUCCUCCGAUCCCCGAGAAGCAUAGCAUGGCCGACUAUGCCGCAAAACCGACCAAGGCUAAAGAAGACACGGCAAUAAUUGAGCUACGAAAGCGCAUGCUCGCUGUGUUCCUGAACAGGUGUCGCCGUAUGAAAGAGAUCCGAGAAGAUGGAGUGUGGUGGCGUUUCCUGGAUCCGAAUGUCAGCUGGAACGAGGUUUUGCACUCCCACCCGGCCUCUUCCGUCCCCAAAAACAAUCUCAAGGCUCCUCCUCUCGACCCCGCAAACCCGACGCAAGCUCACGCCUGGCUUCCCGUUCCAUCCUCGUCCGCAAAGCUAAAGCACGGUAGUGGUGGGCCUUCUACGACUGGAGGACCACCUUCAUCACCCGGUGACACGAACGAGGGGCCCGUGGUGCCUAACCCUGGCCCCGACGUUCUUGGCCGUUUCCCACCCGAAUCGCGCAAAUUGAGCGAACAGGAGCUAGACCCGUACUUUGUCAACUUUGAAGCCUCCACCCGAGAACUAGAGCUACUUUUGCAAGGAAAUAUCGAGCGGGUGAAUCGCCGGACACUGUCACAUCUCUCCUCUCUUUCUGCUGAUUUGAUGGAGCUGGGUGCGCGCUAUAAUGGAUUCUCUUUAUCCGAACAAUCUCCGACGGUGGCCGCCGCCAUUGAACGGAUUGGCCAAGCUGCAGAUACGUCCUACAUCGAGACGGAAGAGCUGUCCACUGCGCUGAGCGCUAGCUUUGCCGAGCCUAUGCGGGAGAGUGCCCAAUUUGCCAGUAUCGUACGAAAUGUCCUACGAUACCGGGUGCUGAAGCGCGUGCAAGAAGAUAUGACUCGAGAUGAGUUGGCCAAGAAGAAGACCCUUCUCGACUCUCUCGAGCGCAGUGAGCUCGAAGCCAAACGAAUCGAGCAAUAUCUCAACCGUAGCUCCCCUCAGACCGGCGGUACCCGGUCGCAACGAUCUCUAUCUGCCUCCUCCGCCGUCAGCAGCGAGGGCGGCAGCCUGGCCGAACCCUCGACCGACUCCGAGUUCCCACCCACGCAUGGCGAGUCCAUCGGUAGCCCCUCAUCCCCGUCCCAAAGCCCCGCAUACAAGAAACCCGAGCCCUCUCCAACUCCGUCCCCGGCACACCGCAAGACGUCCAGUGGCAACUUUGUGACGAACAAGAUCUUCGGUCGCAUCAGCCAUGCUAUCCAUGGCUUUGCCGAUGUCGAUCCCGAACGCACUCGCCGCGAUCAGAUCGGAAAGACUAAAGAGAGUCUCAUUCAGCUCGAGCAAGCACUUGAAGUGUCAGAAAAGGACGUCAAGGACGCUAGUGCAGGUGUCCUGCAGGAUCUACAACGCUUCCAAAAGGACAAGGAAGCCGAUCUCCGACGCUACAUGGUUGCAUAUGCGCGUUGUCACUUGGACUGGGCACGGAAGAAUCUCGAGACGUGGACCGAAGCUAAAGACGAGGUGGAUAAGAUUGUUGCGCGGUAG
This is a messenger RNA of Penicillium brasilianum, 1905 nucleotides long. The record is from the annotation of a GenBank genome assembly. Lineage: Eukaryota; Fungi; Ascomycota; Eurotiomycetes; Eurotiales; Aspergillaceae.